AUGGAUAGUAGAAGGCGCUCGCAUGGAGGUCGAACACCAGCCGAAGAAUCCGGCGAGCAUUUACAGCGUCUGAGAACUCGCAGAUUAAGUGUCCACGAGAGAGAGGAACAGAAGCUGCCUCCUUCCCGGAGGGUUCCUCAUACUGCCGCCGAGAUUGCGGUGAGUCGACAUGCAAACCUAGGACCAGGAAGGAGGCGAACGUCGGUGGCUAGGACAGACGAAAAUAUUCCGAAUGAUACCACUCCACCUCCACUUCGAAUACAUAGGAAGUCUCUGCCGGAGAACGUUUUAUUGAACCAGAGUACGCAUGGAGGGGGUCCGGCUAAAACGAAUAUGCUGCCCGUGCCGGAGAGAUCGGAGAGGAGACUAUCACAGCCUCUUGACUUGGGUCAAAACAUCCCGAUACCAUUAAGGGACUUGCCAGGAAACUUGGUUAUGGGGAAUUGGUCGAUUACGACUUAUGAGCCGACGUACCUCAUGCGAAAAUGCGCUGAGUACUUUGAUGUUGAUCAAGACGGGGUUAUUCGUCCGGAAGAUACGUUUAAAGGAUUCAGGAAACUAGGAUGGGGUAUCCUGUCCUCCAGUUUCGCCAUGUUCGCCAUUCACUUGAUAUUCUCCUAUCCGACAUGCUCGGGGUACAUGCCCGACCUGCAUUCCCGGAUUUACUACGACAAUACCCAUCGCAGCGGGUUCGGUGGGUACAAGACCUCGUACGACGAAAAAGGACGCCUUAGGCGCAAUAGAGCAUGCGAGAGCAUUCUCACCAAGUACGAUAAGAGUAAUAAAGGCGGGCUUGCAUUUCGAGACCUCGUGCAUUUUUGGAAUGAGCAGAGAGCCGAGUAUAAUGUCUACGGCUGGAAUAUCGCUGUCUUCGAAUGGCUGACCCUGUACCUAUUCCUCUGGCCCCACAACGGUAUUAUGCGCAGCGAAGAUAUUCGUGCCGCAUUUAAUGGUACUCUGCUUUAUAAGAAUGCUGAAGAGCGCCAUCAAAAGUCUGAAAUACAUCGGAAGCAUGUCGGCAGCGGAGUCGGAUUUCGGAACGGGAGACGAUCCAACCCCGUGAAGCUCGCGGUUGCAGUUAUAACAGGUAUCGUCAUUAUAAUAUGGGGUUUGCGAAAUAUAAGUCAAACCCCGUCGAGUUGGACGACGCACUGGUGGAAGAAGCAUGAUUCUUCUGGAGAAGUGAGUGCGACGGACCCCGGGUUCAUUUAA
Messenger RNA from Annulohypoxylon maeteangense, 1212 nucleotides. RefSeq names its product Caleosin related protein-domain-containing protein. Gene Ontology annotation, molecular function: monooxygenase activity; calcium ion binding. The record is from RefSeq and is a predicted model, not a curated record. NCBI's taxonomy places the organism in Eukaryota, Fungi, Ascomycota, Sordariomycetes, Xylariales, Hypoxylaceae. Bases 1 to 1212 code for a protein of 403 amino acids. The transcript is spliced from 3 exons.